UUCAAAUUCUCCGUGUAUUAAAUCUUUUCAUUCGUCAAAUUCCCAGUUAUUAUUCGCGCUUCGACUCGAACAAAUUUUUCGUUUAAAUAAUAUAUAAUAUUUCAAUCGAAUUUCCAAAUUCUUCGUUUAUCAAUAAUUUAUCAUCGUAAAAUCGUAAAAAUCGCGCAACGAUGCCCUGCGACGGAAAAAACAAGUCUUGCCAGCAACGCCGACAGCUGCUGAACCAGCUGAAGUGCCUCAUCACCACCAUGGAAAGAAAAAAACCCUGCGAGUGGGACGAGCAGCCGUGCGAGCCCGCGCCCAAGUGCCCGCCUCCCCCGUGCUGUCCACCUCCGCCGCCAUCCUGCAAGGCCGUUUGCCGGGUGACCUGCACCCCGAGCUGCAAGCAAACCAUCUGCACGCCGCCCUGCCCACCGCUGUGUCCACCGCCUUGUCCGCCGCCUUGUCCGCCGCGCUGUCCACCACCCUGUCCGACGCCGUGUCCGCCGCCCGCCUGCAAGAUGGUCUGCCAGCUCCAGUGUCCCAAGCCGUGUCCGCCACCGCCGUGCGGCGGUAAGAAACCCUCUUGCCAGCCACCGCCGCCGCCGUGUCCGCCACCCUGCGAGUGGGUCUGCCAGAUGCAGUGCCCACCUCCGCCUUGUCCACCGCCCUGCCCGCCGCCCUGCAAGAUGGUCUGCGAGGUGCCCUGCCCGAAGCCUUGUCCACCGCCUUGUCCGCCGCCCUGUCCACCGCCGCCGUCUUGCCAGAUGGUCUGCCAGGUGCAGUGCCCGAAGCCGUGUCCACCGCCGGCCUGCCCGCCGACCUGUCCACCCUACAAGAUGGUCUGCGAGGUGCCGUGCUCGAAGCCCUGCCCUCCGCCGCCGUGUCCCGCUCCUUGCAAGCCUGCGUCGCCCUGUCCGCCGCCCCAGAAGUGUCAGAGAGGCAAGCCCGUCUGUCAGCCGAGGACGUGUUACUCCGUGGUCACACCUGAUAACAAGACGAAAAUGGUCUGCUGCGCACCUUUGAAGCGCUGCACGAGCUUCGAGCUGCGCGCCAGCAUAAUGAACAAAUGCCAGUGCAUCCGAAGAAACGGCCUGCAAGACAAAUGCACCAUGUCGGACUGCAUGGGCUAUCCCGAGUGCAUGACCAAGCUCUUCCCGAUCUGCGAUCCCGGACAAUGCGCUCUGCUGAAGCUCUGUUAUUUAGGAGGCUCCUAA
This is a messenger RNA of Trichogramma pretiosum, 1196 nucleotides long. Its product is annotated as formin-like protein 5. Lineage: Eukaryota; Metazoa; Arthropoda; Insecta; Hymenoptera; Trichogrammatidae. The transcript has 3 exons. The coding region runs from base 171 to 1196 and encodes 341 amino acids. The record is from RefSeq and is a predicted model, not a curated record. Gene Ontology annotation, cellular component: extracellular region.